This is a messenger RNA of Phyllotreta striolata, 3072 nucleotides long. Lineage: Eukaryota; Metazoa; Arthropoda; Insecta; Coleoptera; Chrysomelidae. The record is from the annotation of a GenBank genome assembly.
CAUUGACAUAAAAUAUAAAAAAUAUAAAGAUACGUCUAUUUUAAAAUUAUUAUUACAUAUGGAAAUUAAGUUAUGAAAUUUUAAGUUCAGUUUUUUUUACAUCACUGUGCAGAACUAUUUACAAUGACCGUCAUUAAAGAGAAACCAAAUUACAAAUAUCCCUCUCCAAACUCAGCCUCAGCAUCUGAUACCGAAUCUUUGCAUUUGGGAAGCCUCUCGGCCAGCGAUGCAGAAUCGGCAGAUGACGAAUCGGUUCCUAAUAGAAUAAGAAUAAUUAGACCUAAGUUGGUAAAAAUUUCACAAGUUGAAGAACAUAUAAACGUUAAGAGAAACUCAGGAAAAAAGAAGCUAAGAAGAUACCAAAACAGAUGCUCUCUUCAAACGCUCAGCGAAGAAGAUGAAGCUGAAAAUAUGGUUGUAAUAAUGGAUACUUACAAGGGACCAUUUGAGCGAUUACUCGAUGACAAGGCGGCCUUUGACUAUUGGCAGAAGUUCAUUGAAAAGCCCGAAGAAGAGCAGAAUGAGAUCAUUGAAGCUCUGUCGGAGAAAUAUCCUAAUGAGACAGAAGUGGAAAACAUUAAAACAGAUGUUCCUGGAAGAAUAUCGUCGAGAAUUAAACGUACCUUUAAAAUAAAGAAGAACUUGUCAUUGAAAAUAGUGCAAGUGUGCGAGAACGAUUUGAUAGAAUUUUUUAAAGCCACACCAGAAGAGAGAUACAUUAAAAUACCUCCUACAAGCUUUGAUAGGCUUGUAAUACACGCCAUUGCUCAAUAUCACAGAUUAAAGUCUAUAAGUUACGUAUUAGAAGAAGGAAACCGAAAAUCUGUUGAAGUUUACAAUGUUUUUAAAAAUUGGACGCCCGCUAAUUGUUAUUUAACAGAUUUCAUUAGACACUUGAGAAACGUUUAAUUGUAUAAAUUAAUUUAUGUGUGUGCUUGUAUUGAUUAUUGUGUACCUGUUUCGUUGCAUAGUUAUUUUAUGUUAAUAAUAUUUGCUUAUUUAAUAAGUAAAAUCUAAAAUUAAAGUAUAGUAAUUAUAGUUGUAGAACUUAUAAGUAAGUUUUAAAUGUUAAUUAGAAUUAAAUAUUAAAUACCUUUAUACAAUUUUUACCUUUAUGAUAAUAUUUAUACAUUGAUGUAAUUACCACGCUAUAAACUUAAUAUUUUUAAAUUCAGUUUAUUUGGUUAAGCUUUAUACAUAUGAAAACAUAUAUCAACGUAAAUACAUUAUUCUGAACAAUCUAAUAUAUUUUAUGGAAACACAAUAGUAAGAUUUAUUUACAUAAUAACUACAAAUAUGUCCAGUCUUUGCAGUUUUAAACGAGCUCUACCCGGAAACUUUUGAGCUUUGUACAAAAGCAUUUUCCCAAAGUAAAACAUCGUAUCAACUGGAUCGAUAACAAUUAUUCAAAAAAAUACAUUUAAUUGAAAUAUUAAAAAUAAUAUCGACAUAACAGAUUACUAAAAAAUAAAAUUGGAACAAUCUGUAACUCUGAACGACUAUAACUACGAAAACAGGUUAACUAAUAAAAUAAAUAUAAUAAAACAACGAACCAAUUCAAAUGAAUUAGGUUUUGGGAAUUUUGUAUUACUGAGUAAUAACUCAAUUAGUGCAGUGCGUCCACGAGGUAUAAUAUUAAAAUUUUCUGCAUAUGCUUAAAUAGAAUAAAAACAAGUAGAUAAAACGAAUUCCCAAAUUCUCUUGAAAGUAAAUUAUUCGCUAAAAAAAUGAUAAUUAUAUUGAACAAUGUUUGUGUAAUAGUUAAGUAGAAUAUACGUCAUGAACCUACUGUAUAUGUUAAGUACAGGAAUAUAAAUAAAAGUAUCAAUAAAUUACAAUACCCCAUAGAUCAAAUAAAGUCAAUUUCCUUCCUUAAAUAUCAAAUAAAAUGUUAAAAAUAAGUUUAAUGUUCCACAAUUUACGAAAAUAUUAGCAUACUUAACAAAAAAUGUAUAAAAAUGUACAGCAAAUAUAUUUACACAAAUUACAAUAUCCCUAUUUAUAAAUAAUACAGACACCUUUUUGAUAAAUUUUGAAAUUUUUGGUUUCUGUAUCACAGUUUUUAAAUUAAUAAUACAAACUUUUAGCACAACCAAUUUGAAAAGUCGAUAUAGACGAAUUUUAUAUACAAAUACGAUAAAAAAUCACUUGUAUCCAUCAUAAAAAUAAACAGUAAUUGAAUUGCAAAAAACAAUAAUAUAUAUUUAUGUAAUUCUAAUUAUUUAGGGAAAUACAUAUGCGCUAUAACAGUGUAAAUAAGAUAAAUAGCUAAUAUUAUAUAAAUGUAAUUCCAAAACACGCAAUAAAUAACGUACAAAAGAAAAAAUAGAACUAGAGCGAUAAAUACCAACAUUUUUCCCUUUACGAUUUCCAAUGAGUUUGUAUAUAAUUUGAAUGAACAACUACAAACACGUACAAUUCCCGUCUUGCUUCAUAUGAGAUUCAAUCCGUUUCGAAUUUAAAUAAUGCUCCAACUGUAUGCGCCAUAUUCUCAUAUCCCGAGAUUUACUGAUUAACGCUAAAAUUACAAGUAAAUUUCGACAUGUUGACAAUGAUUUGAAUGUGACAACUGUUGUGAAUCCACUCUAAAACGAACUGGGCUUUGAACAGUAUUUAACGAAGUGUAUUUUUGUUAUAGUUGGUGUUAUUGAGAAAUAUUGCGUAGGCAAAAAUAAUAUUGUUGUAUUUUUCGCUUCUGUUACUUAAUAUUUAGCGCUUAGCAAUAAAAUUAGCAAUUUUACAAAAAAUUCCUUCCUGCGAUUAUAGAUACAUCUACUACACCACUCUGAUCAAUAAAAAAUUACAUUUACAUUCGAUAUUCCAAAUUAUAUACCCAUAUAAACAUGAAUUCUCUUAACAAAUCCGACCACAGUUUGGGGGGGCAUUGUAAUUUAGCUCGCCCUACGUAGAAACGAAUUUACGAUGCAGACAUAUCAGCUUUUUUAUCUUUGGUCGAUGUCGUAGAUUUGGUGCUAGUCGAGCAAGCUAUCGUGGGCAAAUUUUCUGCAGCAGCCGCCCUUUCGGCUAGGAAUCUAUCGAAAUCGCUACUUGUUACGGAUUCUUCGACGCCAC